ACCAUGCAUAAGGUAGUACAUCUGCUCCUUGUCUCAUCCAUUUCAAUCUUACCCCCGCAAACUGUCCAGCCAUGGGAGAAGUCGACCCUGCAUUCAUCCAAGCGCUCGAACACAGGCCUAAACCCCACAGCGUCGAGGCCCAAGGCAUCCCGUUAAUCGAUCUCUCCCCCGCCAACUCCCCGGACCCCGAUCCGGGUUCCCUGUCAGCUCUCGCCGCCGAAAUUGGUGAUGCGUGCGAGAAAUGGGGAUUUUUCCAGGUGAUCAACCACGGGGUGCCGUUGCAUGUUCGGGAGAAAAUUGACCUGGUUUCCAGGAAAUUUUUUGCUCUGCCGAAAGAGGAGAAGAAGAAGGUUUCCAGGGAUGAGGUGAACCCGUCGGGGUAUUACGACACUGAGCACACUAAGAAUGUCAGGGACUGGAAGGAAGUGUUUGAUUUCACGGUGGGGGAGCCGAUGGUGAUGCCGGCUUCGCAUGAGCCUGAUGACAGGGAGCUGAAAGAAGUGAUCAAUCAGUGGCCUGAGAAUCCUUCAGAAAUGAGGGAAGUGUGUGAAGAAUACGGUGCAGAAAUGCAAAAAUUGGGACACAAGUUGCUGGAACUCAUAGCCCUGAGCCUAGGCUUGGCGAGAGAUCGAUUCAAUGGGUUUUUCAAGGAUCAAACCACCUUCAUUCGGCUGAAUUACUAUGCGCCAUGCCCGAUCCCUGAUCUAGCUCUUGGCGUAGGUCGACACAAGGACGGCGGGGCGUUAACAAUUCUUGCUCAAGACGAUGUAGGGGGGCUGGAGGUGAAGAGGAAAACUGAUGGCGAAUGGAUUCUUGUGAAACCUACUCCUGAUGCCUAUAUAAUCAAUGUUGGUGACAUUAUACAGGUUUGGAGCAACGAUAAGUACGAGAGUGUGGAACACAGAGUGAAAGUGAAUUCAGAGAGAGAGAGAUUUUCGAUUCCCUUCUUCCUCAACCCUGCACAUUAUACUAUGGUAGAACCGCUGGAGGAGCUGGUGAACAAGCAGAAUCCUGCCAACUACAAUCCUUACAACUGGGGAAAGUUCUUCUCCACCCGAAAACGCAGUAACUACAAGAAGCUUGAUGUGGAGAACAUUCAAAUACAUCACUUCAAGAACUACUGAAGGUUGCCCUUUUGGGCCUAAGUGUUCACAUUCUCAAUGAUUAUGCUUACAGACUGAUGGAUUUGGCUCUCUUGACUGUGCAUGUAUUAUGAAUAAAUAAUUACUUUAGAUAUAUUAUAA
This is a messenger RNA of Sesamum indicum (sesame), 1244 nucleotides long. Its product is annotated as protein LATERAL BRANCHING OXIDOREDUCTASE 1. NCBI's taxonomy places the organism in Eukaryota, Viridiplantae, Streptophyta, Magnoliopsida, Lamiales, Pedaliaceae. The record is from RefSeq and is a predicted model, not a curated record.